AUGAGAGAGCUCGUCAACAUUCCACUGUUACAGAUUCUCUCCCUGGUCGCCUUCAGCGGAACCGAGAAACUUCCAAAAGCUCCUGUCAUCACCACGCCUCUUGAAACCGUAGAUGCCUUAGUUGAAGAAGUAGCGACUUUCAUGUGUGCCGUGGAAUCCUACCCUCAGCCCGAGAUUUCUUGGACCAGAAACAAAAUCCUCAUUAAACUGUUUGACACCCGCUACAGCAUCCGGGAGAAUGGUCAGCUUCUCACCAUCCUGAGUGUGGAAGACAGUGAUGAUGGCAUCUAUUGCUGCAGCGCCAACAACGGAGUGGGAGGAGCUGUGGAGAGCUGUGGCGCCCUGCAAGUGAAGAUGAAACCUAAGAUAACUCGCCCGCCCAUUAACGUCAAAAUAAUCGAGGGGUUGAAAGCAGUUCUACCAUGUACGACAAUGGGCAACCCCAAGCCGUCCGUCUCCUGGAUCAAGGGGGACAGCGCUCUCAGGGAAAAUUCCCGCAUUGCAGUUCUCGAAUCGGGGAGUUUAAGGAUCCAUAAUGUGCAAAAGGAAGACGCAGGACAGUACCGAUGUGUGGCAAAAAACAGCCUGGGCACAGCUUACUCCAAACUGGUGAAGCUAGAAGUUGAGGAAGACAGUGAGCCCGAGCAGGACGCUAAAGUUUUUGCAAGAAUCCUGCGUGCUCCUGAGUCCCACAAUGUCACCUUUGGUUCCUUUGUAACUCUACGCUGCACAGCAAUAGGUAUCCCCGUCCCUACCAUCAGCUGGAUUGAAAACGGAAAUGCCAUUUCCUCAGGGUCCAUUCAAGAGAGUGUGAAAGACCGGGUGAUUGACUCAAGACUCCAGCUCUUUAUCACCAAGCCAGGACUCUACACAUGUAUAGCUACCAACAAGCACGGAGAGAAGUUCAGUACGGCAAAGGCUGCGGCCACAGUCAGUAUAGUAGAGUGGAGUAAAUCACAGAAAGACAGCAAAGGCUACUGCGCCCAGUACAGAGGGGAGGUGUGUGAUGCAGUCCUGGCCAAGGAUGCCCUGGUCUUUUUCAACACCUCCUACUCAGACCCCGAGGAGACCCAGGAGCUGCUGAUCCACACUGCGUGGAAUGAGUUGAAGACUAUGAGCCCACUCUGCCGGCCGGCUGCCGAGGCUCUGCUGUGUAACCAUCUCUUCCAAGAGUGCAACCCAGGAAUGGUACCUACUCCCAUGCCCAUUUGCAGAGAGUACUGCUUGGCCGUGAAGGAGCUGUUCUGUGCAAAGGAAUGGCUGGCGAUGGAAGGAACGACCCACAGAGGACUCUACCGCUCCGGGAUGCAUCUCCUCCCGGUGCCAGACUGCAGCAGGCUUCCCAGCAUGCACCGGGAUCCCAUGGCCUGCACAAGACUGCCCUAUUUAGAUUAUAAGAAAGAAAACAUAACAACAUUCCCGCCGAUAACGUCCUCCAAGCCGAGUGUGGACAUUCCAAAUCUGCCUUCCUCCACCUCUUCCUUCGCUGUCUCUCCUGCAUACUCCAUGACGGUCAUCAUUGCCAUCAUGUCCAGCUUCGCCCUGUUUGCCCUCCUUACGAUCGCCACCCUUUACUGCUGCCGAAGAAGGAAAGAGUGGAAAAACAAGAAAAGGGAGUCAGCGGCCGUGACCCUCACCACACUGCCUUCCGAGCUUCUGCUGGACAGACUCCAUCCCAACCCCAUGUACCAGAGGAUGCCACUCCUUCUCAAUCCCAAGUUGCUCAGCCUGGAGUAUCCCAGGAAUAACAUUGAGUACGUCAGAGACAUCGGAGAGGGAGCGUUUGGAAGGGUCUUUCAAGCAAGGGCUCCAGGCCUACUUCCUUAUGAACCUUUUACUAUGGUGGCCGUGAAGAUGCUGAAGGAGGAGGCCUCUGCAGACAUGCAAGCAGACUUUCAGAGGGAGGCGGCCCUCAUGGCAGAGUUUGACAACCCAAACAUCGUGAAGCUCUUAGGCGUGUGUGCAGUAGGAAAGCCCAUGUGUCUGCUCUUUGAAUACAUGGCCUAUGGUGACCUCAACGAGUUCCUCCGAAGCAUGGCCCCUCACACCGUGUGCAGCCUCAGUCACAGUGACCUGUCCACAAAGGCUCGGAUGUCCAGCCCUGGUCCUCCACCCUUGUCCUGUGCAGAACAGCUCUGUAUUGCCAGGCAAGUGGCAGCAGGCAUGGCCUACCUGUCAGAGCGCAAGUUUGUCCACCGGGACUUAGCCACCAGGAACUGCCUGGUGGGGGAGAACAUGGUAGUGAAAAUCGCAGACUUUGGCCUCUCCAGGAACAUCUACUCUGCAGACUACUACAAAGCUAAUGAAAACGACGCCAUCCCUAUCCGUUGGAUGCCCCCGGAGUCCAUCUUCUACAACCGUUACACCACAGAGUCGGAUGUGUGGGCUUAUGGUGUGGUCCUCUGGGAGAUCUUCUCCUAUGGCCUGCAGCCAUACUAUGGCAUGGCCCACGAGGAGGUCAUUUACUAUGUGAGAGAUGGCAACAUCCUCUCCUGCCCCGAGAACUGCCCCUUGGAACUGUACAACCUCAUGCGCCUGUGCUGGAGUAAGCUGCCCGCAGACAGACCCAGCUUCUGCAGCAUCCACCGGAUCCUGCAGCGCAUGUGCGAGAGAGUAGAGGGAACGGUGGGCGUCUAGGGUUGACUGUGUUCAAACAACCCAGACAGGCUCUUUUCAGAUGGUGGGCUGGAGGAAUCCUACAGCAGAGGCUGUAGGACCAGAGAGGAAAGGGUUUAAUGUAGAUAUCACAAGCCAGUAGCUUGCUUGCCGCAAGAAACAGAUGGUGAAAAACCCGCAGGUUAGGAGGGUCCCAUUGAAAUAGGAGGUUGGAGAACCAAGCCAGGAAAAUUAAGAGGACCGUAGGUGGCGCUUCACCCUCAAAGGGACAGUUCUGAAUACAUACUGUAUAAUGAGAGUAGCCCGGGUUCCGUUCUUGCAUCACCCCUCAAGCCGUACGUGCAGCUUCAUUUUUUUUUUUCAGUUUCAUUUUUGAAAGAAGACACCCUGUCCGUUGUAAAAACAGUGUGUCUCUGUGUAUUUUGAUGAGGACAGGAAUCUAAAGACAGGAAGCCAUUCUUGCAUCACUCAAGACACACGACCCGUCCUUUGUGUUGCUUUUCUUCUUUCUCGCGUUGAAUGUGCAAGCACAUAUUGGCAUGCUAGAGCUGUGCGUCUAUUUUACUGAUGGGGUUUUAAGGGAUAAGAAGGGGGAAACCUGCAAGCUCUGUGCUGACCACACCUCCUGGCUUCUUUUCUCUGCCUACUCUCCACCAGAAGCCGUUCCUGUGUGCCCUCAGCUUCGAGGUGAUUGGUUCGCCUCACUCCUCCUGUUUUUCUGCAAAAAAUAUUUCGUAACUUACCAAUCUACCUUGCUUUAUGAGAACUAUAUUGACACAUUUUUUUCCUUAAAAUAUCAUAGGCUACAGAUACAUUUUAUUUUUAUCUCUGUCAAGGGUGAUAUUUUUCUUUUCUGUGUGCUCUUGAGUUUGCCAUAUAGUAAUUAUGUUGCCACAGGCCACUUAAUAUUGUAAAAUAUAAGGUAUAAUAUCAGUUAUUGCAAGAUGCUUUGUGGUUCCAAGUUAUUUCACAAGGAAUGUUUUUGUGCAUUCUGACUGGUCUUUUUAGAAGGCAUUUUGAUUGAUGAGUCCUAUGAUUAGCAGAGCACUGUGCAGAAGUUCUGCACAGUGGAUCAAACCACCUUGUUACUUAAUAUGACUUUUUUUUUUAACUUCCUGGACUCAGGUCCCCCAAUGCCUAAGUUUUUCAGUGGAAACCUACACACAUACAUAAGGACAUGUGAAGGUGACUUGUCAUCUGGGUGUGGUUUCAAAGCCUACACCAUAUACCUUGUUACUGUUUUUCUAAGGGUUUUCAAUGACUAGGAAGAAAGCCUAUUUAGUAUUAUCGAUUUAAACCUCUCUAAAUAUCCAAUGGAUGAUGGCAUGUUUGUCUCAGCAUGAGUUUUACUUGCACUUUUGGAUUAUAACCAUUAAGUUAUUUCCUUGGUAGCCGGCUAGAAUGUGGCACAGUGUAGGAACAUGGGUCCAGUACAGCAAUUUGAAAAGCAAGGGAUAUGUUACCAAGUGCAGGAUGAUAGCAAUAAGUCACCAGCAAGUCUGUGAAAGUGUCCAGAUACCCAACACAGCCAAUCACCAGGUUAUUUUGCAUAUGGUAUCAAAAUAUGUCCUCUGGAAUUAGGAUAGAGUAGAAAAGGAAAACUUCCCAUCACUUCACAGUUUAUUAUGAAUUUGUUACAUGUCAUUAUUAUUCUAAGAACUAAUGUAAUGUCUGAUACUAUCUAUGGGUGUUCCAUAAUGUAAUCAAUCUUAGAUUUCUGAACAUGUAGGGUUCUCCUAGUUUCAUCAUCAUAAACAGUAUUAUGAUCACCUGCAUUUGUACACAGCCCUAAAUACCUCUUUAUGGGCAGUCUAAAGAAAGAAAUGUAUAGAUCACAUGACACACACAGUAUUACAACUUUUGCUGUGGAGCCUGGAGAAAUGGCUCAGCAGGGAGCACACACUGCUCUUGCAAAAACUGGAGUUCAUUUCUCAGCACCCACCUUGCAACCACCUGUAAUUCCAGGUCCCAGGGGUUUCUGAGGGCACCAGCACUCAUGGGCACAUACCCACAAUAUACAUAAUUAAAAUAAUAAUAAAAAUAAAAUUUCAUUGUGUAUUGUCACAGUCUCUAGAA
Molecule: messenger RNA, 4692 nt
Organism: Alexandromys fortis (reed vole)
Lineage: Eukaryota; Metazoa; Chordata; Mammalia; Rodentia; Cricetidae
Gene: Musk
Product: muscle associated receptor tyrosine kinase
Exons: 16
Coding region: 1-2637 (878 amino acids)
Biological process (GO): cell surface receptor protein tyrosine kinase signaling pathway; positive regulation of kinase activity; protein phosphorylation
Cellular component (GO): plasma membrane; signaling receptor complex
Molecular function (GO): transmembrane receptor protein tyrosine kinase activity; ATP binding; Wnt-protein binding
Source: RefSeq, a predicted model, not a curated record